Messenger RNA from Mesorhabditis belari, 642 nucleotides. The record is from the annotation of a GenBank genome assembly. Lineage: Eukaryota; Metazoa; Nematoda; Chromadorea; Rhabditida; Rhabditidae.
AUGUUUCGAUUUGGGUUGGCUGUUAUUUGUUUUAUCGGUGGAGGUUUAGCGUAUGAUGGAUGGGAUGGGAUUCAGGCAGUGAGCGCGGAUGGUUUCAAAUGCUUGGCUAACAACGGAUAUUCAUUUUUCGUUGCUCGCGUCUGGCAUUCGUAUGGAGGUUUUGAUGAAACCGGCAUUCAAAACAUUAAGAACGCUAGAGCUGCCGGCUGGAAAGACGUUGAUGGUUAUAUCUUUCCAUGUGUACGAUCAACUUGUGAUGAUGCGGGUACACAGGUGCGAAACGUUGUCAAUCAACUCAACGCAGAGGGAGCUCAGUUCGGAAUGCUUUGGCUGGAUAUUGAAAUUUGGGAGUGGGGAACCGAUAUGACUUGGAAUCAGAACUUCAUUACAGCUCUUGGAAAUGAAUUGGAUGCUUUAAAGAUAAACUGGGGAAUCUACACAAGUCGCAACAAUUGGCAAUCGAUCGUUGGAGUUGACUGGUCGGUUUGGUCGAGUAAACCACUCUGGUGGGCAACCUAUGAUGGAAAGAAGGAUUACUCGGAUUUCAAGGCUUUCGGUGGUUGGAACAAAGUCGCCAUUCAUCAAUGGGCUGGAUCAGUGAAUGGACCCUGUGGGGUGAACAUGGAUCUCAACUACUAUCCA